AGUCAAGCAACUAAAGUUCUAUGAUCUUUUUCUCAGUAUUUCUUUUACUUCAAGCGAUGACUUUUUUGAAGCAAAACCCUCCAAUCAUAGAAACCUAUGGUUGAGAUAUCAGUCCUAUGGCAGUUGUCUCCUUUCAUUACCAUAACCUGCUUAACCUUCAGCUCCAUAUUAUAUAUCUUCAUUAAACCACGCGAAAGCUAGUAGAAUUAUACACUGGAAAAGACAAAUUCUGGGAUUUCGGAUCAUGGGAUCCUUGGAAAGAUCAAAAAAGAAGGUGCAAUUAUGGAAGAAAGCUAUUGUCCAUUUCUUGUUAUGUUUCGUUAUGGGAUUCUUCACAGGCUUUGCUCCAACUGGUAAGUCUUCAAUAUUUUCUAAUGGAGUUGCAAUCUCAAAUCAUCACUUGGGAUUUUCACCACAGCCUGUGGAAGUGAUAAACCCUGUGAAAGGACAGAAUUUCACCACAAGCGAAUUGGAAGAAACUGCAAUUUCUACUGCAACAAAAGAAUCCUUAAACCUCAAAAAACCCAACGGCGGAGAAUUAAAUCCUAGGAGGCUUGUAAUAAUCGUAACACCUACAAGCAAAAUGGAUAGGCUUCGAGGGGUGCUUCUUAGGAGGCUAGCGAACACAUUGAAAUUGGUUGCUCAACCACUGUUGUGGAUUAUCGUGGAGCAGUUUUCGGAUUCUGCAGAGGUUUCGGAGAUAUUAAGGAAUACGGGGAUCAUGUAUAGGCAUGUAGUGUUCAAGGAGAAUUUCACUGAUAUUCAUGCUGAAAUGGAUCAUCAAAGAAAUCUUGCUCUUAAGCACAUUGAGCAUCACCGGUUGAGCGGAAUUGUGCAUUUUGCCUCACUUUCUAACGUAUAUGAUCUUAGCUUCUUCCAAGAGAUUAGAGCAAUCGAGGCAUUUGGUACAUGGCCAAUAGCUAAACUCUAUGCUAACAAAAAGAAGGUGAUUAUUCAAGGACCUGUUUGUGAUUCUUCAGAAGUUAUAGGGUGGCAUUUGAAGAAAAUUGAAAAUACAACGGAUACAACUACACUUCCAAUUCAUAUUUCAAGUUUUGCAUUCAAUAGCUCCAUUCUCUGGGAUCCAGAAAGAUGGGGGCGCACUUCAUCUGCUCAACGUACUUCACAGAAUGUCCUCAAAUUUGUGAAAAAGGAGGUUCUUGAAGAAGAUACCAAGUUGAAGGGAAUUCCUCAAGAAGGUUGCUCCAAAGUUCUACUUUGGAAUCUCCAUAUUUUUAAGCCGUGAAGGCGUGACUAUCUCUAUCAAACAUUGUCCCUUUAAUGCAAAGUGAAAGAGAGAAAGAUGACAUAAUAUGGGUUGAAGCCUCAUCCU
Messenger RNA from Olea europaea var. sylvestris, 1333 nucleotides. RefSeq names its product probable beta-1,4-xylosyltransferase IRX9. Lineage: Eukaryota; Viridiplantae; Streptophyta; Magnoliopsida; Lamiales; Oleaceae. Gene Ontology annotation, biological process: glucuronoxylan biosynthetic process; plant-type secondary cell wall biogenesis. The record is from RefSeq and is a predicted model, not a curated record. The transcript is spliced from 3 exons. Gene Ontology annotation, cellular component: Golgi membrane. Bases 245 to 1246 code for a protein of 333 amino acids. Gene Ontology annotation, molecular function: xylosyltransferase activity; galactosylgalactosylxylosylprotein 3-beta-glucuronosyltransferase activity.